UGUUGACGUUUGUUUGAGGUUCAAUUGGCAAGACAAAGAUAACCAAGCACACACAUUACUACAUAGAACAUACACACAUACAAACAUAUGAUGUAAGUGAAUGUAACAUACCCACAGACACACGCCAAAGUAGUUGAGCCUUUGAGAAAAGUUCUGCUAGUCUUUUUUGCAAUACUAUUAGUACUUUGCAUUCAUAUUUGUAUUUUUGUUUGUGACGUCACAAUUUGGCUUUAGGUCCGUCUUGGGUAUCAUUAUGGCCACUACUGUAGUCACGGAGCCACAACAUCAGCAGGCUUUAUUUCCUGAGCAGCAUUCGACAGGAGCGCUGUCUUCAACGCAGGUUAUCAUCAUAGUGUUUGGCCUAUUGGGCGGCUUGUUCGUUGUCGGUAUCAUUGUGUGGCUCAUCUGGAAGAGAUACAAGAAAUACGCGAACUAUGAUCCUCGACCCUUACUUCAGUUUAGUUCAAGUAUAUUUGAUCCUUCCCGUUCUCCACCAACGGAAAAUCUCAGUGGCAAGUGGUGGAAACGACACAGCAGCAUCGGUUACGUGAUGCAAAUUCAAUAUGGAAUUAGGAGAAUGUGGAUACCUACAUUGGAAACGAUUGAUGAAGACCAUGACGAAGAAGCAGUGAUGUCCAGCCAUAGUCGUCAACCACUUCAAUCUGCAGAGCUAAUAGAGGCAUGUGCACAUAGUCCGUGCACGCCUAGACAGCAAAAUGAAGUGACAGAUAGAUACGGCAGCUUUAUUCCGCUGUAAUUUAAGUCUUCGUUUUAAUUAUUGGCAAUAAAAUAGUAACGUGUAUA
Molecule: messenger RNA, 804 nt
Organism: Corticium candelabrum
Lineage: Eukaryota; Metazoa; Porifera; Homoscleromorpha; Homosclerophorida; Plakinidae
Exons: 1
Coding region: 254-757 (167 amino acids)
Source: RefSeq, a predicted model, not a curated record